This is a messenger RNA of Amoebophrya sp. A120, 2881 nucleotides long. Lineage: Eukaryota; Dinophyceae; Syndiniales; Amoebophryaceae. The record is from the annotation of a GenBank genome assembly.
AGCAGUGAAUGACAGCAGUCAUUGAUGUUAUUUUAUUUUUCUCGAGUUGUCGUGCAACCCCCGCUUCCGUGUUUAAACUUUUCUUUGUCCUUGUUGUGUGCUAGGCUUCAUUCUCUUCUGUCGCUUACAAAACAUGUUCACCGCAACAGCUGCUACCGCGAGCUGCAGCUCGACUGCGCGCUGCUGGUUACGGCACGGCGCCGAGGCCACUGCGAGAUACAACCGACGCAGCCCCCCGCACCAGCAACUCCAACUUGUAAAGAUGCUCCAGGCCGCCACACCAAGUGCCUACAGGAGAUCGAAGAUUUAUUCCAGACGAAGCACCACUCGAUGUUUCUCGUCCGCGUCUGACGUGCCGAUAGUCCCGAUGAUCAUCAACGGGGAAAAGAUCAUCUCCAAAACGGAAAAGUUCUUUGACGUGCACAACCCUGCCACCGGGGAGCUGAUCGCCAAAACGCCUUUGUGUCUCCCCUCCGAAAUGGAGGAAGCGGUGGCUGGGUGCAAGGAGGCGUUCAAAUUUUGGAAGAAGGUCGCGCCGAGCAGCCGUGCCCGUGUGAUGCACAAGUUCGAGGCGAAAAUACGGGAAAACACGGAGGAGUUGGCACAACUCAUCACCAAGGAACAGGGGAAGACCAUUGCGGAUGCAAAUGGUGAAAUUGAAUGUCGAAAUUCAUGAAUUAGAAUUUCCAUAUUAAGAUAUCUCAUCUGUGUGUUCGUCCGCAUCCAUGUGGGACGACCUUGCAGAAGCGCAACAUAUCAACAAAAAGAAUCUACUUACGACCAAAAAACACGCAGGCGACAUCUUCCGCGGUCUCGAAGUUGUCGAAAUGGCCUGCGCUCUCCCCUCCUGGCUGCAGGGCGAGUCUCUGCAGAACAUCGCGGACGGCGUGGAUUGCCAUUCCUACCGAACGCCGUUGGGCGUCACCGCCGGGAUCGCGCCGUUUAACUUCCCGGCGAUGAUUCCUCUAUGGAUGUUCCCCUUUUCCGCCGGUUGCGGGAACACCAUGUUGAUGAAACCGUCGGAACGAGUGCCGUUGUCCUAUUCAGAGGAAAAAUCCCCCCUCCCCAUAUCAAAACGAAGUUUCUGAUGCUGGAUUUGCGUACACAAAUCAGAUUUGUCUUGCUGGAGAGGACGGCAGGCUUAUACUAAGCCCGAACUGGGAGGCUUUGAUCUAGGCACUGAGCAUGGCAAACGUGUAGUCUCUAGGGCCAACAGCAUCACAAACCGCCAACAGCGUGCGGCAGAGCCUGCGCGGUUGCGUCCUUGCAAGACAGAGACGAUUUGAGGUCACAAAUCAGCAUGACAAAUUUUCUGGGGCGUGCCUUUUCGAUAUGGGGAGGGGGGAUUUUUCCUUACGAUAUGUCCACCAUCCGCCUCAUGGAGCUCGCGAAGGAAUCCGGCCUGCCGGAUGGGGUCUGCAACGUGAUCCACGGCACCUUUGACGCGGUAAACUUCAUCUGCGACCACGAAGACAUCAGGGCGAUCUCCUUUGUGGGCGGGAAUUCCGCCGGGGAGCACAUCUACGAACGGGCGGCCAAAACCGGAAAGCGCGCGCAGUGCAACAUGGGCGCGAAGAACCACUGCAUUGUGCUUCCGGACGCGGACCCGGACACGGUGGUGAACGCUUUAGCCGGGGCUUCUUGCGGCGCCGCCGGGCAGCGGUGCAUGGCGAUCUCCGUGGCGAUCUUCGUCGGCAGCGCGAAGGAAAUGAUCCCGAGGAUCGCAGAAGCGGCAUCGACGCUGAAAGUGGGGAGAGGUACUACCAAAGGAGGGCGUUUGAUGGCAAGUUUGUAAUAUUUGUUUUGCUGAAAUGAUAGAUUUUUUGGAAGUAGAUAGUGACGGCACUCAAAGCAAAUGCACUGAGCCUUCACCUUCUGAAGAUGCCUAACCUGCUAAAUAAAUCCGUCCUCCAGGUACCGAGCCCGGCGUGUCUAUCGGUCCUCUGAUUUCCAAGGAGGCCAAGUCCCGCGUUGAAACCGCAAUCCAGUCGGGAAUUGACCAGGGCGCCGAGCUUCUGAUCGACGGCCGGAAUCCUACCCUUUCGGACGCGAGUCUCCAGAACGGAUAUUUUGUGGGUUCCUCGGUGUUCAGCAAAGUCACAGCCGACAUGGACAUCUACCAGAAAGAGAUUUUCGGGCCGGUGCUCAGCUGCAUGGAAGUGGAGACGUUUGAUGACGCUUUGCAAAUUUCGAACAAUAACCCCUACGGAAACGGGUGCGCGGUGUUCACGCAGUCCGGGUUCAAUGCCAGGAAGUAUGUGGAUGAGGUACUGAGCGUACUAGUACUGAUUGUGAUGAAGGGCUUUAUUCGUCGUGUCUUGUCACUUCAUGUUGCGUCUUUACAUUUGAGUGGGCACGGCUUAUGAAGUAGCAGCACCGGUGAUCGCGAUUCAGCAUGAGACGAAAUUUUUUUUGCAAGACAAGAUCCCGAUCGCAAAAAAUCCUUGACCCCCCACAGAUUGAAGCGGGCCAGGUAGGUGUGAACCUGCCCAUUCCAGUUCCGCUUCCCAUGUUUUCCUUCACGGGGAAUAAGAAGUCCAUCCGUGGGGACCUGAAUUUCUACGGGAAGGCCGGCAUGCAGUUCUUUACACAAUGGAAGACCGUGACGAGCAAUUGGCGGCAGACAAAGAGCAGCGAGCAAAAGGUGCAAGCGAGCAUGCCGAUCAUGAAGUAGGUGGUUGAAAUUCAACACGGGAUUUUUUCAACAAUGACUGUUCUUGUGUAACCAUAGCAUCAGUUACUUCACCAGCUUAAGGGAGUUGUAUGGGCCACGUAGCUACUUAGAUUUUUGCAGAGCUAUCAAUUUGCGCACGGAUUUGCAUAUUGGUUGUGAUCAAGAACGCUGGACGACUUGCAACUAUACCAGAGGUGGCUCGCAGAC